AAAAGUUUACUAAGUGUCUAGGUAGGUAGUUGUAAAUGUUUUCUGUUUUUUUCCUCCACUUGUUACUUAUAUGAAUGAAGUUCCUACAUAAAUCAAAAUAAUUUAUUUUGUAUAUUUGCGAUUUUACUUUUGUAAUUCGUGGAGGCAACACUCUGUGAGGAAUUGUGGAUUUAGGGACUAACUCAAUAUUAUGGAUAUGUGAUUGGUGAAUAAAUAAAUAAUUGAAACUUUUUAUUAACCUUGCUGGUGUUUCUAUUCCGCAUUUUUUAAUUGGAACUAAUACUAUAAAAAUGACUAGUGAUACCGAAGAAUCAUCCUUACGAUAUAGGAGAGCUCAAAGUGUUACAAGAGCAGAGGAAAUUACGGAACAAGAGAAAAGAGUCCGUAAGCUACAAUAUGAUAAACCGUGCCACAAACCACGUGAUUCAUUGUUCUCAUGGAGUUCAAAUUUUACAAACUUCACUGGCCUAGUAAACUGGGGAUUCCUGUUGCUUUUCAUAGGAGGAUUCCGGUUGUUUCUUGAGAACUUAAUAAAAUAUGGUUUACGUGUUAACCCAAUUGAAUGGUUCAUUGUAUUAACUGGAUACAGUGAGGGACAGGAGGGACUGAAUCGUCAAUACCCUGCAGUUGUUCUGUUGAUAUUUUGUGUGGUUCCCACAGUGUUGGGCCUUUUGAUUGAAAAGGGUAUUGCAGUAGGCAUACUUUCUGAAUCCAUUGGUAUUUUUUUGCAAGUAACCAACAUACUAUUUGUGAUAACAUUGCCUGUUAUCGUACUUUAUUUUAAAGGCGAUGAUUUCAGUUUCGUUGGAACAACAACUGUGUGCUUCGUUUAUUUAAUAUUGUUUCUCAAACUAUGGAGUUAUAGUCAAACUAAUCAUUGGUGCCGAAAUGCGUUUAAAGGGAAAACGUCGAAAACUAAAUUGCGGCGACAAAGCUUAUCUGCACCUAAUUGGAAUGCACUCAAUAACGCCGAACACGAUCAGACUGUUGAAGAUGAGAAAAGUGAUGCUGCCGUUGCGGCUGGUUUGGUCAAAUAUCCCGAUAACCUAACACUGAAGGACCUUUUCUACUUUAUACUGGCUCCUACCCUGUGCUAUGAACUUAACUUCCCACGAACCUCACGUAUCAGAAAAAGAUUCCUAAUUAAAAGGCUACUGGAAGUGAUGGUUGGAAUACAACUUGUAUUGGCUUUACUCCAGCAGUGGAUGAUACCUUCCCUUACUUAUUCUGUAAAUACGUUCUCCCAAAUGGAGGCCAUGAAGAUGACGGAGAGGUUAUUGAAACUCGCGGUGCCAAAUCAUCUCAUUUGGUUGUGCUUCUUCUACCUGUGUUUCCAUUCAUUCCUGAACUUGUUGGGUGAGCUGCUGCAUUUUGCUGAUCGUAACUUCUACGGUGACUGGUGGAAUGCAAACAACAUAGCCGUUUUUUGGAGCAGUUGGAACUUACCGGUGCAUAGGUGGGCUGUACGCCACGUGUACAUACCUAUCACGGAAAGAGGCCAUAGCAAAGUUGUUGCUAGUGUUGUUGUAUUCUGCAUAUCGGCUUUAUUCCAUGAAUAUUUGGUGAGCGUACCGUUGCAAAUGUUCAGAAUUUGGGCGUUUUUGGGCAUGAUGGUGCAGCCACCGUUAGCUGUUAUAUCUCGCUUCGCGGAAAAUAGGUGGGGCCCCCGCUGGGGCAACAUCAUCGUGUGGAGCUCGCUCAUUCUUGGUCAGCCACUCGCAAUCAUGAUGUACUAUCACGAUUAUGCUUUGGCUCAUUUUACACCAACACAAGAACAAUAAGCGUCAUUUAUAAUAUCUAAUUGAAAUUAUUCCAUGACAAAUAUACAGAAGUUACGACCUGAUUUAUAAUAUUUCGUAGUUACUGUAGGUUGCAACGAAUUCGUAUUCAGCCAAUGGCAUUAACGAAUCAUUUUUCCCUUCGUCUUUAUUUUUAUACUGAAAUAAGUUGAUUGCAGUACAUUCUUCGCUAAUAAUAAUUUCGAAUUUAUUUUCAAAUUAUAUUAUGGCUACAUUGUUUACCAAAUGUAGAAAGUAAUUAUAGUAUAGAUUAAUUACGUGGUUUACGUUUUUUACACUACAUCUACAAGGGAAAUAUAAGGCGGGAGCGGGGAAAAAUAGGCUUUGAAAGUUAUAUAAAUUGUAAAAAAAAAAAAAACAAUUAUUAUAAUCUCCUCAGGCAAAUUGUAUUGGUCAUGUAACUAUUAGACUUUUUGUGUAUUUAUUUCCAUAAUGCUCUGAUUUUGUCAAUACAAUAGCUAAAGUAUAUUUUUAAAAACUAUGCCAUAAAUAAUCAUAUGUCUAUUUGCUGUUUAUCUACAUUUUUCUGUCUAGUUUUUUACAAGGUAGAUGAAGUGAACUGUUCUGUCUUUAUACACAUUUAUAUAUUUUGUAUAACAUUUACCAUUUUUUGAGAGGUAUAAUGAAGAAUUUUCCUUUUUUAUUCAUUCAUUCCAAUAUAAAAAAAAAAAUGUGAAUUUGCUUUAAUUUCUUCUUCGCAAAGAUCACGAUAUAUUUUCAACUCUAUUAUCCAAAUGAUACAUUUUCCGAGUAGAUAUAGUAGUUAAUAAUUUAUAAUUAGAACAAAAAAACUGACUAAAUCUUUACGCAGUUUAAGACAAAUACUUGUCUCUUUCGAUUGAAAUGGAAUCAUUAAGUCGAUUCUCAGUUUGCGAAGAUAUUGUAUAAUAUACAAACAGAAAAAGAAAUUUGAUUUGAAAACCUCUCCAUUUUGAAGUGAGUUAUAUAAUUAGGCACAAUUAAUUUAUUGUUCGUCGAAUGAUUUCACUGCAAUAUGCAGUAAACGAAAUGUCGUCAAUCAGUCGGCAGUACAUAGUUAUGUAAUUGUAAUUCACAAAUGUUUUAUUUAUACUAAUUAUUAAUACUAUUUUACUGUUUUUUUUUUUAUUUUUUUUACUUUAUACCAUUGUUGUGAAAUUGUUGCCUGAAUUUAAUUAAUGAGUGCUAUGAAUAAACAUUCUUAUAGAUUAUUUAGUAUUGUAGUUAACCUAGUAUUUGAAUCGUUUUUAGAUAUAACAGGGAAUUUAUUAUGGAAUUAUGUUUGCUAUCCAAUAACUACGUUUUGUAAUAUUUCGUUAUAAAUAUUUUCAGAAUAAUGCCUUGAGAAUACAAAGAAUAAUUAUGUUAAGCGACAAAAAACGUGCCAGAAAAGUAGUUUAAGAAUUAUUUUGUUAAUUGUUAUUAUGUGGUGUAUAUCUAUUUACGUAGUUAGUGGUGUAUAGUAACAAAUUUAUAAUGCAAGGCGUUGGAUCCAUUAAUACAUAGCUUUUUCGCAUGAUAGUUACAUAGUAGUAUGAUAUACAAUUAAAAUAGAUAAUUUAUUCAACUACGCUUUAAUUAAUAACUAAUGAAUGCCUUUUAGGUUUUAAAUAUCACGGCAGAAUAUAUUUAUUUUUAUAAAUGCAUUUAUAUUUAUUAUAGUUAAUUUUUAAAUUUAUUAAAUAUCAUUCCUAUGAAUUUGGAUUAUGAAUUUACAAGAAGCCAACGCAAGACUGAAUGUGCCUAUUAGAAAAUAUAAAUAGUGAUAAGUGAAACUUGUCAGCAAAACGGAAAUUUAUAUUGUACAUAAAAUACUUUUUAAUAAGUACGCAUGCAUAUACAUUGUUAAAUAUUUAUUAUAUAAAUAUUUUUUAUAUUAAAUGGAUAAUGUAAGGAAAAAUGCACACGGUAUAUUGGACUGGAUCGACAAGUUGCUCUUCGGUACAGUUUUAGAUAACAAUCAGAAAAACAUCUAAAUAAAAGAUAAUAAUUUGGUAUAAAAUAGAUACACAACUUGUAUUAGUUGCUAUCACUUUCUUAUACUAAUCUUUCUAUUUUUAACUCUAUCACUAGUUAUAUCUAAUUUUCCUGUCGCCGAUAAAACUAAUAAUUAUAUUGUUUUGUUUAGUGUUUUACCGUUAUCUACAAGAAAUAAUUGCCAAAUAUCGCGUAUUUUUUGAGAGAAAUCAAUUUGAAAAAAGAAUAUGCAUAUAUAUUAUUAAUUAGAAAAUAAAAUUGUGAAUGUAUUUUUGAUACCAAAUCAUGCUAUUUAUGUAAAAAUGCAACACACUUUUUUACACCAAAAAUGAUCAUUUUUAUAGGUAUAUGCAUUUAUGAACAUAUAUGGAAUUCUAUACAAAAUAUGUUGUAAAGUUUUUGUAUUUUUAAAAAUAUAGAUAAUUUUAUAUUUAA
Messenger RNA from Galleria mellonella (greater wax moth), 4190 nucleotides. RefSeq names its product diacylglycerol O-acyltransferase 1 (gene mdy). Gene Ontology annotation, molecular function: diacylglycerol O-acyltransferase activity. Bases 291 to 1781 code for a protein of 496 amino acids. Lineage: Eukaryota; Metazoa; Arthropoda; Insecta; Lepidoptera; Pyralidae. The record is from RefSeq and is a predicted model, not a curated record. The transcript has 11 exons. Gene Ontology annotation, biological process: triglyceride biosynthetic process. Gene Ontology annotation, cellular component: endoplasmic reticulum membrane.